AUGGCGUACGGCACUCUCAUAUUCUGGGCGCUAUGCCUAGUGCCCCAACACGCCUUUGCGGUAAACCAAAUCGACAGUGAACAGUAUUCGAUUGGGUCAGAAGCCUGGAAGCGAGCAGGGAACCACUUGAACGAGCAUAUCCCGGACCUGGCCCUCCACAAACGCCAGAUAAGAACUGCCGAUGCAAUCCCCCUCCGCAUCAGGAGCGCAACACAAUCAGAUAUCGAUGGAGCUCGCGACAUUGUGCAGGCCGCCAUGGCCGAAGCUGGUGUGCGCAACCAGAAACGAAUGCUGCAGCCGGCUCGCAACAUGUACUACGCCGACCAGGUGUCCGAGUCGACGCUCCAGAAGCGCGACGACAUGGUCCCACGGCUGCUGGGCGUCUCGGGCGAAGCAGCUUCUGCCGCUGCGCUCUUGGCCGAGGCCGACUCGCUCAAGUCCGGCCGCUCGCUAGCCAAGAGGAUCAACAACAACAACAACAAUAACAACAACAGCAAAAGCAGAUUCUGGAUGGAGAACAUUGCACGCAAGGGCUCUAUGCCCUGGGGAGAUGACCCGGACUACCAGGUCUUUCGCAACGUCAAGGACUUUGGCGCCAAGGGCGACGGCAUUCACGAUGAUACCUUUGCGAUUCGACGCGCCAUCCUUGCGGGGUCCGGCAAGAACCCCGAUCUCAACGUUCGCUGUACGGGUGAUUGCGCAGGGUCGACGACGAAGAACGCCAUUGUCUACUUUCCUUCAGGCACUUACCUCGUCAGUGGCACGAUCCCAGCCUUGCCGGCGACACAGCUCAUCGGCGAUGCCACCAACCCGCCGACUCUAAAGGCUGCCCCGUCGUUUCUUGGGCUAGGAGUCCUCUCGACAAAGGAGUUCCGCGACAACACCAACGUGACACGGAUCAAGAAUAAGCGAGACGACUCGAACGGAGCGCCCGCGGCGGCUGGGGUUGACUUUUAUCGUCAGAUCAGGAACUUUAUUAUAGACAUCACUUCGGCACCGCAGGAUGGCUACAUCAGUGGCAUCCACUACCACACGUCGCAAGCGGCCUCGCUCUCCUUUGUGGAGGUUCGUGCGACCAGCCCCAGGAGCAAUCCAAACACGACACAGAUGGGAAUCUUCUCGGAGAACGGCAGCGGAGGUCAGAUCAGCGAUUUGAGUAUUGUGGGCGGAAGAGUUGGCUUCUACGGAGGAAACUCGCAAUUCACGGCCCAGCGCAUCAAGUUCCGCGAGUGCGGCACCGCUGUCCGCCUUCUCUGGGACUGGAGCUGGGUAUGGAAGAGUGUCGAGAUCGCCAACUGCAACAUCGGGUUCCAGCUCCAGGGCGACGACCCCUUGAACGGCGAGAGCGAACCCAGUGGCUAUCUGGGAUCUAUCCACGUCAUGGACUCGACCUUUGACGACGUCGACACCGCCGUCCGAAACGCCCCUGCCUCGCACGAGCCCGGCGAGGAGACGACCAGCAUCACCCUCGACAACGUCGCCUUUACCGGACGGGUGCACCAUCGGGUCUGGGACGGAGAGAAAGAGUACGUGCAGGGAACACCCGGCAGGCUCGACACGUGGACCUUGGGCGCCUUGUAUCUGGACCCUUCCAAGCGUGACCUGUCUCUCGGGUUCGAGCACGAGACUCGCCGCGAAGACGGCCUCACUGGGAACAGGACGAGAUCCUCCCUGCCCAAGAAGGCCUACUUUGAGCGCCCCAAGCCUCAAUACGCCGACGUCCCGGCCGACAAGUGGGUGCACACCAAGGACUCUUGCAAAGGAGACGGCAAGGCAGACGACACGGCUUGCAUGCAGAAGGUGCUCGACAAGAGAGGCUACAUCUUUGUCGAUGCAGGCAUCUAUCUGCUCUCCGACACCGUCACCAUUCAUCCGGGCACCAUCAUCGUCGGCGAGGCGUGGUCGCAGCUGGUCGCUCGGGGCUCAAAGUUCUCAGACGCCGGGCGGCCGCGACCCAUGAUCCGCGUCGGAGACAAAGGCGACGAGGGUUCGGUGGAGAUUCAGGACCUGCUCUUCACGACCAAGGGCGCCACAGCCGGCGCCAUCCUCGUGGAGUGGAACAUCAAGGCCGACGGCGAGGGCAAAGCGGGGAUGUGGGACUGCCACGCCCGCGUCGGGGGCGCCAAGGGCACCGAGCUGACGCCCACGGAAUGCCCGUCGCCGGCGGUAGGCGGUAGCAGGCAAGCGUGCCACGCCGCCGCCUUGCUGAUGCACAUCACCCCGGGCGCGUCGGCCUACCUCGAGAACGUCUGGCUGUGGGCCGCGGACCACAUGAUCGACGGCGCCUCGCCCAGCCGGGCAGACCGCAACUCGGUGUACGCGGCUCGUGGCAUGCUCGUCGAGAGCAGCGAUCCCACGUGGCUGUACGGCACGUCGGCGGAGCAUGCGGCCAUGUACCAGUACAACUUUUACCGGAGCAAGAAUAUCUUUGCGGCCAUGAUUAGGACCGAGGCGCCGUUUUUCGAGGAGGAGAGGUCGAUGCUGGUCCAGAGACGUGGCAUCUCUUCGAUGUUUGCGGGAGAUCCGAUCUGCACUGCGUCGGAUCUCUGUGGGAAAGCUGUUGGUGCUAUCGUGAAGGGCACCAAGGAUCUCACCAUUGCCGGCGCAGACUUGUUCUCUGGUUUUAACAAGGACGACAAGAACUGCACCUCCACCAACUCCUGCCAAGACACAGCCAUGGUUGCCGACGACAACAAGAAUCUGCAGCUCGGUAACGUCGUCUCGGUCGGCGCCAACAACACGAUUGUUUCGGACAAAAAAGCCAUCCCGGCCAAGGACAACGUCGCCACCAAAGCGAAUCCGAAAUGGUCACAGAUCAACUCGGUUGCUGCCGUGCAAUCUGCCCGCGACGUGGGGUCCUGCCGCAACAUAGACGCCUGGCCAGCAAAGCCCGGGAACGGCAAGUACUUUGACCCGAUCAAGUCCAAACUCCCCAUGGCGUACCCAAAGAUGUUUGUCAACAUGGUCAACGGCUCGCCGCUGCGCUUCACCAACAUCCAGAAGAGCAGCUACCAGAUCAAGCCGUUCGACUUUGCCAGCGUCGACCCGGGAUUCAGCCCGCAGGCUUCGCUAGAGUACGGGCCCGGGACGUUCACCGACUGCAACGGCGAGGCCGGGUUCCAGCUCGAGGGGACGGGCAACAAGUUCCAGAUCCGGGCGACGACAAACGACCGGGACAAGGACAACAAGAUGCGCACGCAGUACAAGUUCGACUUCCCCGUCAAGGGCGUCGAGCAGGGCGCCGUCUACGAGAUGAGCUCGCGCGGCAACGACCGCGCCGUCAACUUUGUGCUGACGGGCAGCGACAAGGUCGGGUACUGGAGCAGCAUCGACCCGCCGGUGGCGUGGAUGACGGAGCUGCUCCCCGUCAUCGGCGGGCGCAAGCUCCGGCACAUCACGAUGCUGGGGUCGCACAACGCGGGCAUCUCGGUCAGGACGGGCGGCACCAUCGGGCCGUCGGAGGCGUCCAUCUGCCAGGGCGUCGACGUGCUGGGCCAGCUGCGGGCCGGGGCGCGGUGGCUCGACGUGCGGCCCGUCAUCGGCAACGGCGGACAGCUGCUGACGGGCCACUACAGCGGGCAAAAGGCGCCCGUGUUCGGCAUCAGCGGGCAGGCGCUCGAGGACGUGGUCGGCAACGUCAACGCCUUCACGCGGGAGAACCCGGAGCUCGUGGUGCUGUCGCUGACGCACGCGAUGCAGACGGACGAAAAGUACCGCGACCUCAACGACGGCGAGUGGGACCGCGUCUUUGACGCCGUGGAGAAGCUCGAGAACCGCUGCGGCGGGCUCAAGGGCCAGAUCCCGGACAUGAAGCUCGGCGACCUGAUCGGCAACGGCAGCGCGUGCGUCGUCGUGCUCGCCGACGGCGGCAGGGUGCGUCCCGACAAGGGCAUCUACCGGCCCGGGGACAGCUUCGACUUCAUCGAGCGCUGGAGCAACGUCGACAAGGCGCCCGACAUGGCGGCCGACCAGGAGUCGUGGGUCCGGGCGAACCGGAACCUGGUCGCCGACGACAAGGCCCGGAAGGACAAGUUUGCCAUCAGCCAGUGGAUCCUGACCGUCAAGUCCGUGUCGGUGCUGACGUCCAGCAUCGAGGACUACGCGCUGAACCGCGCCUACGACGCCGUGUUCUGGAGGGGUUAUUCCAGCUGGAGCCCGUGGAGCUACCCCAGCGUUGUGCUCAUGGACUUUGUCGGCAUCAUCAACCGGGGAGACAAGCAGCUUACCGGCAUGAGCGGAGAGGCCAGGGCGCUGAUCAUGGCUGUAAAUGUCGGUUUGGCUAGUAGAAACUGUUGGGUUGGGGGCGGCGGUUUGGAGUGA
Molecule: messenger RNA, 4320 nt
Organism: Pyricularia pennisetigena
Lineage: Eukaryota; Fungi; Ascomycota; Sordariomycetes; Magnaporthales; Pyriculariaceae
Exons: 2
Coding region: 1-4320 (1439 amino acids)
Biological process (GO): lipid metabolic process
Molecular function (GO): phosphoric diester hydrolase activity; polygalacturonase activity
Source: RefSeq, a predicted model, not a curated record